Molecule: messenger RNA, 6445 nt
Organism: Brassica rapa (field mustard)
Lineage: Eukaryota; Viridiplantae; Streptophyta; Magnoliopsida; Brassicales; Brassicaceae
Product: myosin-7
Biological process (GO): actin filament organization
Cellular component (GO): cytoplasm; myosin complex; actin cytoskeleton
Molecular function (GO): microfilament motor activity; ATP binding; actin filament binding
Source: RefSeq, a predicted model, not a curated record
CAACGUCCGUGGGGGGAAAGAGGAGAAGAGAGAAACUAAUCACCAUUUUGAUUCUAAUCUACCAUGAGAGAAGACGCGAGAAAAUUCUGAAGCUGGGGAUGAACAAUGUUCGUUACAAAUUCUCCCGUGGAAUCACGUUUCCCGAGAAAAUCAAUGUGAUUUUAUUUUUUUCCAAUUUUUGGUUUUGUUGAUGUUUCUCUCCGUCGAGAAAAUCUGAGCAGAUUCCAUCAUAACAAUGGCCGCUUCAGCCAAAGUAAGCGUAGGGUCGCAUGUAUGGGUGGAGGAUCCGGAUGAAGCCUGGAUAGAUGGUGAAGUAGAAGAAGCUAACAGUGAUGAAAUCACUGUCAACUGUUCUGGAAAGACGGUUGUGGCAAAGGUAAAUGCUGUUUACCCCAAGGACCCCGAGUUCCCUGAGCUUGGGGUCGACGACAUGACAAAGCUUGCCUAUUUGCAUGAGCCAGGGCUUCUCCUCAACCUUAAGUGCCGAUAUGAUUCAAAUGAAAUUUAUACAUACACAGGAAAUAUACUGAUAGCUGUGAAUCCCUUUAAAAGGUUACCCCACCUUUAUGGAGUUGAUACGAUGAAACAGUACAAAGGUACCCCUUUUGGUGAGUUGAGUCCACAUCCUUUUGCGGUUGCAGAUUCUGCCUACAGGAAAAUGAUCAAUGAGGGAGUGAGCCAGGCGAUCUUGGUGAGUGGUGAAAGCGGUGCUGGGAAGACGGAGAGCACAAAGAUGCUCAUGCGGUUUCUUGCCUACAUGGGGGGAAGAGCUGAGAGUGAAGGACGAUCCGUGGAGCAGCAAGUUUUGGAGUCUAAUCCGGUUUUAGAAGCUUUUGGCAAUGCAAAAACCGUUAGAAACAAUAACUCAAGUCGUUUUGGUAAAUUUGUGGAGAUUCAGUUCGAUCAAAGAGGAAGAAUCUCGGGAGCUGCUAUCAGGACAUAUCUGUUAGAGAGGUCGCGGGUUUGUCAAGUUUCUGACCCUGAAAGAAACUAUCAUUGCUUUUACAUGCUUUGUGCUGCACCUGAACAGGAAACUGAGAGGUACAAGUUAGGAAAACCAAGCACAUUUCGCUAUCUAAAUCAGUCGAAUUGCUAUGCGUUGGAUGGGCUUGAUGAUUCCAAGGAAUACCUAGCUACAAGGAAAGCUAUGGACGUUGUUGGAAUCGGUUCUGAAGAUCAGGAUGCAAUCUUUCGAGUAGUAGCUGCAAUCCUUCAUCUUGGGAACAUCGAGUUUGCAAAGGGUGAAGAAUCAGAAGCAGCAGAACCUAAGGACGAAAAAUCACUGUUUCAUCUAAAAACAGCAGCCGAACUUUUCAUGUGUGAUGAGAAGGCUUUAGAAGAUUCCUUGUGCAAAAGGGUCAUGGUGACUCGUGAUGAAAGCAUUACAAAGUCGCUUGAUCCUGAUAGUGCAGCUCUAGGGAGAGAUGCACUAGCCAAAAUUGUCUAUUCUAAAUUGUUUGAUUGGCUUGUGACCAAGAUCAAUAAUUCCAUUGGCCAAGACCCUGAUUCAAAACACAUUAUUGGAGUUCUGGAUAUUUAUGGAUUCGAGAGUUUCAAGACAAACAGUUUUGAACAAUUCUGUAUAAAUUUGACAAACGAGAAGCUACAGCAACAUUUCAACCAGCACGUGUUCAAGAUGGAGCAAGAAGAAUAUACUAAAGAAGAGAUUGACUGGAGUUACAUAGAGUUCAUUGACAAUCAGGAUAUCCUCGAUCUUAUUGAAAAGAAACCUGGUGGUAUCAUUGCCCUUCUAGACGAGGCUUGCAUGUUUCCAAGAUCUACACAUGAUACAUUCGCACAAAAGCUAUACCAAACUUUUAAAGAUCACAAGCGUUUUUCCAAGCCAAAACUGGCUCAAACAGACUUUACAAUUUGCCACUAUGCUGGUGAUGUCACUUAUCAGACAGAACUGUUUUUGGACAAAAACAAGGAUUAUGUUGUUGGAGAACAUCAAGCUCUCCUGAGCUCUUCAGAUUGUUCCUUUGUCUCCUCGUUAUUUCCACCUUUGCCAGAGGAAUCUUCCAAAACAUCAAAGUUCUCAUCAAUAGGCUCUCAGUUUAAGCAUCAACUGCAAUCUUUGCUCGAGAGUUUGAGCACAACAGAACCACACUACAUACGAUGUGUUAAACCAAAUAACCUUCUUAAGCCAGAAAUCUUUGAGAACAUUAAUAUUCUGCAGCAACUUAGGUGUGGGGGAGUCAUGGAAGCCAUUAGGAUUAGUUGCGCUGGAUAUCCUACUAGGAAGCCUUUCAAUGAAUUUUUGACCCGGUUCAAAAUUUUGGCUCCCGAAACUACAAAUAGAAGCAAUGAUGAAGUUGACGCUUGCAAAAAGCUAUUAGCAAAAGUGGACCUCAAAGGUUUUCAGAUCGGGAAAACAAAGGUGUUUCUUAGGGCAGGUCAAAUGGCAGAACUGGAUGCUCACCGAGCUGAAGUUCUUGGUCGUUCAGCACGGAUAAUACAGAGGAAAGUCCUUUCUUAUCAGUCCCGCAAAAAGUUUCUGUUGUUGCAGGCUGCUUCAACAGAUAUCCAGGCCUUGUGUAGAGGGCAAGUUGCACGUGUUUCGUUUGAGAAGAUGCGAAUAGAAGUGGCUUGUCUGAGAAUUCAGAAUCACGCACGGACUUAUAUUUGCCAGAAAUCCUAUAAGAGCCUGUGCUCUUCUGCUUGUUCAGUUCAGACGGGGAUGCGAGCAAAAUCUGCCCGAGUCGAACUUCAAUUUAGGAAGAAGAGAAGAGCGGCAAUCAUUAUUCAAAGUCAAACCAGAAGAUUUUUGUGUCGUCGGCAUUAUGUGAGAAUGAAGAAAGCAGCGAUCGCCACUCAAUGUGGCUGGAGAGUGAGAGUUGCUCGACGAGAAUUGCGUAAUCUUAAAAUGGCUGCUAAAGAAGCCGGAGCACUUCAAGAUGCUAAGAGCAAGCUGGAAAAUCAAUUGGAAGAACUCACUUCAAACUUAGAGCUUGAGAAACAGAUGAGGAUGGAGAUCGAGGAAGCAAAAUCUCAAGAAAUCGAAGCAUUACAGUCAGCUUUAACUGACAUAAAGCUUAAGCUCAAGGAAACUCAAGAAACCAAAAGCGCGGAGAUCUCAAGACUGCAGUCUGCUUUACAAGACAUGCAACUUGAGAUUGAAGAACUCUCAAAGGGACUUGAGAUGAGUAACGAUCUUUCUGCUGAAAAUGAACAGCUUAAAGAGUUGGUGAGUUCUUUGCAAAACAAGAAUGAUGGAGACGUAAGCAAGCUCAGUGAAGAGCAGAUAAAACAAGAAGUUCCUGUAAUUGAUCAGACCGCGAUCAUUAAACUUGAAGCUGAAAAUCAGCAGCUGAAGGAGUUGGUAAGUUCUUUGGAGGAGAAAAUCGAUGCGUUAGACAGAAAACAUGACGAAACAAGCUCAAAUAUCACAGAGCAGUUGAAGGAGAAUGUUUCAUCUGAUUAUGAAGUCGUUAGCAAUCUUGCAGCAGAGAACGAGCGGCUCAAGGCACUAGUAGGCUCAUUAGAGAAGAAGAUAGAUGGGAACAACUCUUCAGAGGGACAGACGGAGGGGAAAAGCAUGUUGAAAGAAGAGAGCUUAACAGAAGGUGGUUCAACUGAUAAUGAGAGGGUCAACAAACUUGCUGCUCAAAACAAAGACCUGAAUGACCUGGUAAGUUCACUGGAGAAGAAAAUAGAUGAAACAGAGAAGAAGUAUGAGGAAGCAAGUAGACUAUGUGAAGAGAGGCUGAAGCAAGCUGUAGACGCGGAGACAAAGCUAAUUGAAGCGAAGACAUCGAUGCUAAGGCUUCAGGAAAGGGUCUCCGACAUGGAAACAGAAGAACAUAUUCGCCGGAAGCAGGCGCUGGUUAAUUCGACUUCCCGGAGAAUGUCACCGCAGGUGUCAUUUACAGGAGCCUCGGAGAAUGGACAUCAUGAGUCACUUGCUCCUAUACCGGCUAAAAAAACUGGGACAGAAUCUUCUCGUAUUGAACAACAACCCCAUGAAUUUGUUGACGUUCUUCUCAAAUGUGUAUCCCAAAAUGUCGGUUUCAGCCAUGGGAAGCCUGUUGCAGCUAUUACAAUAUAUAAAUGUCUUAUACACUGGAAAAUUUUCGAAGCAGACAAAACCAGUAUCUUUGACAAAAUUGUUCCUGUUUUUGGUUCUGCAAUAGAGAAUCAGGAAGACGACAAUCAUUUGGCAUAUUGGCUAACAAACACAUCAACUCUGUUAUUCCUGCUUCAAAGAAGCCUAAGACAUAGCCCAACUGGCUCAAGCCCCACAAAACCUCCUCAGCCAACUUCUUUUUUGGGAAGGAUGACACAGGGUUUUCGUUCAACAUCUUCCCCGAACCUUUCAACUGAUGUGGUACAUCAAGUAGAUGCUAAAUAUCCUGCUUUGCUCUUCAAACAGCAGCUUACGGCCUAUGUUGAAACAAUGUAUGGAAUCAUCAGAGAGAAUUUCAAGAGAGAAGUAUCGUCCCUGCUUUCUUCCUGCAUUCAGGAUCUCAAGAAAUCAUCACAUGAAUCCUCUGUUGUAAAAUCACCAUCAAAGUCAUCUGAAGAGAAUCUCGCUGCAAAGUCAUCUGAAGAUAAUAAUUCACCCGCCAAGUCAUCUGAAGAUAAUAAUUCACCCGCCAAGUCAUCUGAAGAGAAUCUCACCGUAAAGUCAUCUGAAGAGAACUCCCUGAAGAAGUCAUCUGAAGAGAACUCCCUGAAGAAGUCAUCUGAAGAUAAUGAUUCACCUGCUAAGUCAUCUGAAGAGAAUCUCACCGCAAAGUCUAAAGAUGAUAAUUCACCUGCUAAGUCAUCUGAAGAGAACUCCCUGAAUAAGUCAUCUGAAGAGAAUCUCCCAGCUAAGUCAAGUUCACCAAAACAGUUAUCUGAGGAGGAUUCACCAGCUAAAGAGGGCCAAGCAGCAAUGUUGUCCGCAGAGAACUCGCCAGCCAACUCUUGGCAAAACAUUAUUGGGCUUUUGAAUUACAACCUCAUCACAUGGAAGAAAAAUUAUGUUCCUCCAUUUCUUGUUCAGAAGAUCUUCAGCCAAACUUUCCAAUACAUCAACGUUCAACUCUUCAACUGUCUUCUCCUCGAACAAGAAUACUGCACAUUCAACAUGGGCAAGGAAGUGAAAGCAGGGUUAGAUGAACUAGACUCAUGGUGUAGCCAAGCGACUGAAGAGUUUGUGGGAUCUUCUUGGGAUGAACUCAAGCCUACGAGACAAGCCGUAGUGCUCCUGGUUACAGAACAGAAGUCCACAAUUACAUACGAUGAUCUUACAACUAACCUCUGCCCGGUUCUUAGUACUCAGCAAUUGUAUAGGAUAUGUACCCUUUCCAAUAACGAAGACCACAACAAUCAUAACGUAUCGCCAGAGGUGAUUUCUAACUUAAAACUUCUAAUGACAAAUGAAGAUGAAGACAGCCGUUCCUUUUUAUUAGACGAUGAUUCCAGCAUCCCUUUCGAAACCGAUGAGAUCGCUAACUGCAUGCAAGAAAAGGACUUUGCGAAUGUAAAAUCAGUUUCCGAGCUCGCUGAUAAUCCUAACUUCCUCUUUCUCAAGGACUGAGAAAAUGUUUCAGUUUUCUUCCUAAUGCCUCUAACUAAUUGGGCUAAGCUACCAUUGAUUCACGUUGGUAUAAGCUGUAUAUGUAAUAGGUUUCUGUUUCUAAUUUCCCCAAAGGGCGUUUUAAUUUGAGCGUCUGUAGCUGAUCAGCUUCCUCUUUUUAGCUUGAUUGCUUGUACGUCAAGAAACUAAGGCGGGAAUUUUGAACUAAAACAAAUUUUGUUUUUUUUUUUUUUUUUUUGAAACACAAAGAAAUUUUGUUUAAUAUAUAAAUUUAUCGACACUGAAGACAGCCAAAUGGGCCUUGGAAAAUUUUGGGCUUAAACUACUUGGCCCAGAUUUUAAGAGUAAUCAAUCUUUACCCAGUGAGAGUAGAUAUUUUUGCUUUUAAACCUGAGAUUCCUCGUGUUACAAAAAAAAAAAACGUGAGAUUCCUCUUGCAGAAGGUUAAAGUCAGAAUCAAAGACCAAUAACAAAUUUAAGAGUAACCAAGCUAGAAACCCAAAUUCUUAUUAGAAAAAGUUUAGUUCCAAUUUUCCUUGGUGAUUAGUAAUUUAUUACUGAUUUGGUUGUACUUCACUAUAGGCUAUAACCUUUUAAAGUAUUCAAAAUGAACAGAUAAAUAUAACCAAACUGAAAACCCAAUUUAAUAAACCGAAGAAACUAAACCAAUCUUGCAUGCUUGUUAAUAAAAAACUGCUUCCUCUCAUUUUUACCAUAGAAACAAUUACACACAGACACAGAUUAACGUUCCAGCAAAAUCAGUACAAGAGCACCUGUCUAUUGAAUAAUUCAUUCAUUCAUCUUAUUACCCAAUGAAAAAGAUAAAACAAGAACAUAUUAUUAGAUCUCACAGAAACAUCAUUCAUUCAUCACGAUCAUCAUCAAAUGCAUUUGUGAGAAACUGAGAAGAGAUCACCA